Messenger RNA from Loa loa (African eye worm), 1000 nucleotides. RefSeq lists its product as hypothetical. Gene Ontology annotation, biological process: developmental process; regulation of transcription by RNA polymerase II. The transcript is spliced from 4 exons. Gene Ontology annotation, molecular function: protein dimerization activity; DNA-binding transcription factor activity, RNA polymerase II-specific; RNA polymerase II transcription regulatory region sequence-specific DNA binding. The record is from RefSeq and is a predicted model, not a curated record. NCBI's taxonomy places the organism in Eukaryota, Metazoa, Nematoda, Chromadorea, Rhabditida, Onchocercidae. The coding region runs from base 8 to 604 and encodes 198 amino acids.
GAUAUUAAUGCUUAGUGGAGAAGAUGGAAAUGAGAAAGGAGAAGAGGAGAAGAUAAUGGGCGGUGCAGGAGUUUUGAUAUAUCCUCCGGCAAGUCAUCGUUUAUCCCUCCAGAUGGUUACCAGAAGACGGUCUAAUAGGCGUAAGGGCGAUAAUCCAGAAGAAGCACUGCAGCAACGUGUGGCAGCAAAUCGUCGUGAGCGACAACGAACAAAAGAACUAAAUGAUGCAUUCGCCAUUUUGCGACGAAUUGUUCCAUCGUUACCGUCUGAUAAAAUGAGUAAAAUUCAUACACUACGUAUUGCUACAGAUUAUAUUCGCUUUCUAGAUCAGAUGAAUGGUGACGGAUGUCGACUGUUUGGAUGUGAAAUGCAACUCUGUGAUGGGAAUUUGCAAACAACGUUCAAUAUGUGGAGAGGUGGAAUGGCUUCCUUACCACAUUAUUACUCGACCGAUACAUCACCGGUGCAAACUUUCAUCAAAACAGAAGAAAAUGAUUGGUUUAAUGAAGGCACCGAAAUAACUCCACCCGCAACUACAACUAAAAGAGGAACAGCGGUCGUGACAACAGCAACGACAACUGUGGAACAAAGAAGUUCAAUGUAAUUAAUGAAGUGUAACUACCAACCAGAACGGAAGAGUUUCUGAUAAGCAAAAUUGGCCGCAACCAUAUCUGAUUGACUUAUUACUCUUUUUUAACCAUCCAAAAGACUGCCAACCGUAUGGCUUUGUUUAUUUUAGCUUCGCUAUUUGAAUGACAAUAAAAAAAAAAAAGACUACAGUCAGAGAGAACUGUCUCUUUGUGUCUCAUAGGAUAAUGUCGUAACUUUCGGGUCCGAAAGCGCAAUUUCAUAGGUUUUGACAAUCAGAAAGGUGCGAAAUGUGAAUGAUAUCAGUUUACAGAUGCCUUCAUUAGUCAUCUUAAUUCUCUUUUGUGAGAAGGGAUGAAUCAAUGAAGAUGAAGGAAAUGAAUAGGAACAAAUAAUGGUAAUCACUGAGAAC